Messenger RNA from Aspergillus wentii DTO 134E9, 1104 nucleotides. RefSeq lists its product as uncharacterized. The transcript is spliced from 5 exons. The record is from RefSeq and is a predicted model, not a curated record. Bases 1 to 1104 code for a protein of 367 amino acids. Gene Ontology annotation, molecular function: oxidoreductase activity; FMN binding. Lineage: Eukaryota; Fungi; Ascomycota; Eurotiomycetes; Eurotiales; Aspergillaceae.
AUGUCCCAAAUCGCCCCCCUCGCCCAACCCAUCACCCUCCAACUAUCCGGAAAAGUCAUCCCCAAUCGACUCUACCGGACGCCACUGAGUGAAUAUGCCUGUACCUAUGAUGAAAACAACCCCGAAAACAGCGGACAGCCUCUUCCUCGAUAUGCAGAGCUAUACCAGGAAUUGGCCAACGGCGGCGCAGGCCUAAUCUGCACCGGCAACAUCCCCAUCCACCGCGACAAUCUAGAAAACUACAACAACGCCGUGCUGGACAUGAAUAACCCAUGGGAUGCGGUGGCUGCAUUUACGCCUGCUGUAAAGGCAGCCAAGUCCAGGGGUGCCAUCUUUCUCCCCCAGCUUCAGUUUCCAGGUCGACAGGUUCCUGAGUUUCUGAAUAAGCACCCCAAGUCGUCUUCGGAUGUGCAGCUGAAGCCGUGUUUGAAUAAAACGUACGGAGUGCCGAGUCCGUUGACGAAAGAGCAGAUUGCAGAGUUGGUUGCGAGGUAUGUUUGGGCUGCAGAGGUGGUGGAUAAGGCUGGUGGUGAUGGGAUUAUCCUGCAUGCAAGCCAUGGGUACAUCAUGAACCAAUUCCUCUCGCCUCUCAUCAACACCCGAACGGAUGAAUACGGAGGUAGUCUGGAAAACAGAGCACGCUUCAUUCUUGAAGUGGUCAAUGCCAUCAAAGCGAAACUGCCUUCUGAUCGGUUCGUGAUUGCUGCGAAGCUCAACUGUCAAGACUUCAUCCAAGGAGGAACAAGCUUCGCCGAGCAAUGCGUCGUCAUCAAAUGGCUCGAAGAAGCAGGCGUCGAUUUCUUCGAUAUUUCAGGGGGGACAUAUGAAUCGCCCGCGUGGAGGGGAAAUAUCAUGACUGAAUUGGCUGCAAGGUCAUCUCAGAAGGAGAGGGGGAGUUACUUUAUCGAGUGGGCGCAGGAGAUGAAGAAGGUGUUGUCUCGGGCUGUUAUUGGGACGACUGGAGGAUGGAGAGAUGCUCGUUGUAUGGCAGAGGCCGUGGGAAGUGGAGAUAUCGACAUGAUUGGAUUGGGGAGGCCAUUGAGGGAGGAUCCAUUCUUUGUUGCGAAGGUGUUGAGGGGGGAUGUGAGGAAGAGUAAUCUAUAG